Messenger RNA from Danio aesculapii, 738 nucleotides. It is a transcript of the gene six6b, whose product is annotated as SIX homeobox 6b. Gene Ontology annotation, molecular function: DNA-binding transcription factor activity, RNA polymerase II-specific; RNA polymerase II cis-regulatory region sequence-specific DNA binding. Gene Ontology annotation, biological process: eye development; regulation of transcription by RNA polymerase II. Bases 1 to 738 code for a protein of 245 amino acids. Lineage: Eukaryota; Metazoa; Chordata; Actinopteri; Cypriniformes; Danionidae. The transcript has 2 exons. The record is from RefSeq and is a predicted model, not a curated record. Gene Ontology annotation, cellular component: transcription regulator complex; nucleus.
AUGUUUCAGUUGCCAAUUUUGAAUUUCAGUCCCCAGCAGGUAGCUGGGGUAUGCGAGACUUUGGAAGAGAGCGGAGACAUCGAGCGUCUCGGCCGAUUCCUUUGGUCGCUGCCCGUCGCGCCCGCUGCCUGCGAGGUGCUGAACCGAAAUGAGUCUGUGCUGCGGGCUCGAGCCAUCGUAGCCUUCCACACUGGGAAUUUCCGUGAGCUUUACCACAUUCUUGAGAACCACAAGUUCACCAAAGAGUCCCACUCCAAACUGCAAGCACUUUGGCUGGAGUCACACUACCAGGAGGCAGAGAAGCUCCGAGGCCGCCCGCUAGGACCAGUGGACAAAUACCGGGUACGGAAGAAGUUCCCCCUGCCUAAAACUAUUUGGGAUGGAGAACAAAAGACGCACUGCUUUAAAGAAAGGACCCGACAUUUACUUCGAGAAUGGUACCUCCAGGAUCCUUAUCCGAACCCAAGUAAAAAAAGAGAGCUUGCACAAGCUACGGGACUCACUCCCACUCAAGUGGGGAAUUGGUUUAAAAAUCGAAGACAAAGGGACAGAGCCGCGGCCGCAAAAAACAGGUUACAACAGCAGGUGUUGUCGAACGGCUCGGUUCGGUCCUUAAGUGGAGAGGAUGGUGCUGUAGACCGACUGGGGAAUGCGUCAAGCCCUGAAGCGAGCCUGUCCAGCAAAGCCGCUGCGUCGGCGAUCUCCAUCACUUCAAGUGACAGCGAAUGUGACAUCUAA